Tetranychus urticae (two-spotted spider mite) is the source of this 1660-nucleotide messenger RNA. RefSeq lists its product as uncharacterized. Gene Ontology annotation, biological process: innate immune response; central nervous system formation. NCBI's taxonomy places the organism in Eukaryota, Metazoa, Arthropoda, Arachnida, Trombidiformes, Tetranychidae. Gene Ontology annotation, molecular function: Toll binding; growth factor activity. Gene Ontology annotation, cellular component: extracellular region. The record is from RefSeq and is a predicted model, not a curated record.
ACGAAGAUAUUUUUCUUCUGUUGAUCAAGAGCUCAAUUCAUUUGCUUUUUUUGACAAACAGGUAAAGUUGUUUACAGAGAAAAGUUUCAUCUUUGCAAAACACUGAAACUACGCUGAGAAUCUGAGGAAACAAAAACCUUUUCUUUGCUUCUUUUCGCUGCUCCAUAAAAUAAACUGAAUCAUUUAAAUAAUCAGUUAUCAUGAAAACAAAGUGUAACCACAUCGACAUUCACACCAACUGUAAAGGUUGAUUGUACAAGAAAAGCAAACAUGAAUCACAUCAAAGUGUAAACUCGUUAAUCUUGAAAUUAAUCAUUAAUCGACUUUCAUCAAAUUGAUUCAAUUCCAAUGUUCUUAACUUGACAAUUUCCAUUUCAUUUCAAAUAUUUUCUUUUGUUUGUUUGUGUUUCACAUUUGGAUCCACCAAAGCACAAUCAAGUUCACCUUCAUCUUUAAUCGUAAUUAGAUGAAAAUCUGUUUGGAAGCAAUUUUUAUUCCACAUUCGCACAAAAUUUUCUUCAUCCAACUUACCUGGAAACUUUGAAAUCACAGAGUCACCGCAAUUUAAUGCAAUCUUAAUCAACUGGUUUAUUUGUUUUUUACAUUCAUCUCAUCAUCAAUAUCGUUAUAUCACAAAACUCAAUCAUGGAUCUUAAUGUGUUAAAAAUUACUUUAUUCAAUCUUUUGGUCUUUUCAACGGUAACAUCCACAGAUGACUGGUUAUAUAUAGCACCAAAUAAAAAAUCUAUCAGCUCAAGGAAGCACAAUCAAAGAUUAGCAAUGGAACCUUUUAAAUUUCAAACCAAUCUAAUUAAAAGAAUCCAACGUCGACCAAUCGACACUAGACCUCCUUUUUUUGGUUUAUUUGCAGAGUGCUGUCCUAGUGUAACGGAAAUUAUCCAGCCGAAAGGUGGAGUUUCUAGGAACGGGCGAAUAUUGGAAUUGUACGGAACAAAUACUUCGCGACAAAGUUUUUACCAAACAUCAUGUAAAGAAGGUAUUAAGGGUAAAAAUUGUCGCUUUAUAGCUCCUAAUGUUAAAGGUUUAUCCCGUUGUGUGCAAAAGUACAGUUAUACAUAUGCAGUUGUCAGAGAGUAUGGCGCACCUCAGUCCAUUCCAUGGAGACUGGAUUAUGUUCGAGUUCGAAGUGGUUGUUCCUGUGAAGUACGAAGACCUCGAUAACAUGGAAUGCAGACGUUUGUUGAUUCACCGGCGACGCACCAAACCAAACUGAAGACAAUAAUUAAAAUCGAUAACAAUAAUCAUUAUUAAAUGUAAUAAAAUAAUAUAAAUAAUUGUAACGAUGAUGAUGAUGGUAUAAAUGAAGGAAUGUAAAGUCUUUUUGAUUGAUAUUUUUUCUCCAUUCCUUUAAACUAACCUCAAUUGACUCGAAAAGUUAGCAUUUUUCCUUUAUUUCGCUUCACCGACUCGAACACUUGUCCAACAGCAACUUGGAAUAAGAUGAAAAGAUGAACAGAAAUUGAAUUUAUCGUGAUAAGAAUGCUGAUAAUGAAAUAAUAAAGAUUAUUGGCUAAUUAACUGCAAUCAUCUUUCAUCGAUUAACUGAGUUUUCUGUUGAUUUGAUUGUUGCAAUUGAUCAUUAUUCUGUAUAUCAUCAUGCAUUAUCACUAUGAUUUUCCCAUUAAAAUCAUCUUUUCUA